AUCUGCCGUCAAUGGGCCGUCUCUUACGCGCGUGUGAACAGCAAGUACAAACUCUGGGAACGCGUACGAUCAAUACAUGGAUGUUUCACACAUGCAAAGUACAUGUACAUGUAGUACAAUAGUCCUGGGCAAGUUACUAGGCCAGGAGUAAAGUGACCCCGUGACGUUUUGCGAAUCAUCGCGGCACGAAAGUGGUGAACUACCAUGUAGACCGACGUUACCGACAUGUGUCCUUAAAGUGUUGUAACUUUCUUCAACAAGGCUAUUCAAAAUCAAGUGCCUGUCACAUCAUCCCACAUGGCUUUUGUCAGAAGGAUGCCCUGACUGUGAAAGGGAUCAUUGAGGCUGACCCAAAAAUGUGAUUCGGAAAGGUUUCAAAUGAAAAUGUGGAAAAAGUAGUCUAUCCUCUAUUUUGGAAAAUGGCUGAUGAGUACGAUCCAGCAUUUCCAACCGAAUGGAUUUAGUGUUGGAGACGCUUAAAGCCGAUUGUCUUGAAACAAGGUCUGUUUAAAGACAGGCAUACAUGUUGAAGUCGAAGUGGCAAAGUAAACUGAAUUUAGGUGGGUUGAUUUGGAUCAUAAACUAUUGUGUUGGCUGUCUUAAAGCGGAGAGAUGAAAGUGAGAUAUGUGUACAUGGAAUCGAGCUGGUCGACGAUUCAAAAGGGAAACUGACAUGCUGCAGGAUCCUCAAGGGAUUGCCACAUCUCCAGGGAGAGCUGGUAGCAGUUUAUUUCCAACUAUGGCACAAAAGAGUCCCCCAAAGUCAGACACGGUGUCUUCCACUGAUUCAGUGUUUCCAUUGAGGCCACACGACAUGACAAGAUCGGAAGCUGCACAAGAGAGCAGUUUAUCUUCUGAGAGUAAUCGGUUUCUGCCAGAUAUUGGGGGAAAAUUUCCGAACUUGGGGUCUGUUGCCUAUGCACAUUCUAAACCUAUGUUGGAAAAGGAAAUGGAAGAGUUUGAAAAGCUCAUGCACCUGGAGGUUGUCCCUGAUAAAGCAUCAGAUGAGCCAUGUCUUGAUGGUUCCUCUCUCUCUGAUGAUAAGCAGCCACAUGUAAAUAUUGGGGAUCAGUGUAUACAUGCUCUUAAUGAUCCUUUUGUCUCUGAAUCAAAUCCUAAAAAAGACUCGGCUGAAGUAAAAACAAUUAUUGAUUCAAAGACAGCUGAAGAAAAACUACCUAUAUCAGAGAAUGAACAUGAAAACGAGCGAUCAGAAAGAACCAGACAGGAACAGUCAGUAACAAAACUUAGCACAUCACCAACUGAAGUCACAGAGACCGAAAAAAAGCCAGCAUCCAUCCUAAAUAGAAAUAUGAAAUCCAAGAUACCAGAGAAUAUGAUGUUGCCCAGAUCUUUAAAAGUAAAUAGUUCUCCUGUAGACAAACUGGCAAAGGACACUAAACAACUUUAUACAGUUGCAACAAGACGAUUUGGUGUUGACAAGGAAUCUUCAUUGGCCAAGAGGUCAUCCAAGCAUAAAAGCAACCUAGGGAACUCAAAUGGAAUUGUGCAAGAUCCCCCAUCCUGUAAACUUCAGCCUAACAGGGAAGGAAUUCAGCUUUCUGCCGAAUCGGUCUCUUCCACAAAAAAGCCAGUAGUAGAGUGGAUGAUGGGAUUUGUCAGAAAGGAUACCAUGAACACAACCCAUUCAGGAAAUGAUCUAUGGGACUUGGAUGUGGAUAUGAUACGUUUUACUGAAAUUCCACCAGUAAUGCUUCCUCCAAAAAAUUAUUUGCUGCAGUGUAAUUACACACCAGGUGCAGAUGAUAGCAAGCAGCCCCAUGAUCUGGCUCCAGCAGCUUCCUGUUCAAAGCCACUGCCUGAAACUUCACAUCAAGAUGCAAGCUUACUAUCUGAUUCCACACCAGCUGCUGAGUUGGAUGCUGAAACGUCAGAAGUUGCAUCAGUUAGAGCCAAGGAUUACUCAAAAUCAGAUAUCCAAGGUAAUGCCUCACCAUUUGCUUCAGAAUAUGAGACAUCCCAAGAAACAAGGGAAAUAACAGGGCAGGUCAGUCUCCAGGUGGCUCAAAUGAAAAACACUUGGUCCAGUGAACCUUCAGAACAUGAAAUCAGAGAAAUUAAACUGCAGAGCGAUUCAAACCAACACUCAACGUCUACGACAUCUGUCAGUACUGAAGGCACAAAUUCCAAAGUACCACCAUUAGAUAAGCAGUCUUUAAAUGAGGAGUCUCAUCAACAAGAUUCAUUGAAGAGGGAUGGGAAUAAUUGGUCAAGUGACAUUUCACCAUUCCCGACCAACAAAACACAAACUGAAGUACAUGUAAUGUCACAGAAAUUGUAUUCAGGAGAUUCCGUUGGUGAUUGUGAAAGGGAGGUAGACAAGGUUUUGCAGAGAGAAUCAGUUUCGUUUGAGGUUAAAGAGUCCAAACUACACUUACCAACAGGAAUGUCUUUGGCAUGCCAAUCAAGCAUAUCAGAUUCUUUCAAUGAAGGAUUGUUCAAGACUGUUCAAACUUAUGAGGAAGACACUAGUUCCCUACAAGAUGCUCCUGAAGACAGAGAAUCUCAGAGUGUGGCCCAAAAGAGUGAAACUUCUAAGCAGAAAAAGAAGUCAUUGCGAGGCAGCAAGGGAAGAUGUGGAACAGAUGAAUCAAAUGUUGAAGUUGUGCCCACUCGUAGGAGCAUACGCCUUCGUUCAAUAGAAAAAAGAAAACUUACUGAAUCACCCAAAGAAUUUACAGAAACAUCAGUGGUGUCAAGUAGAAAACGCCAAUGGUCUUCACAUAAUUCAGAUGGAUCUCCACUAGAUGAUACGUCAGAGUCCUUCGUUGCCAAAAAGUGUGCCAGUUGUGACCCAGUCAAAGAAUCAAAAGAGGGUCCUUCAUCUGGUGAAAAAAUGAUAACUACAUAUACAGAAUUGGACAAAGAGGAUAGGAAUGCAAAAUGUGAAGCUGUCAGGGAUGAAGUCCAAAAGAAGACAAUUGCUGAAACUGUUCAAGAUGACUCUGUUACUCAAAUAUUGUCAAAUGAUACCAAAUCUCCGAACAUGCCCUUGUCAGCUGUAUCACCAGAUACCCAGGGGCUUUCAACAGUUACUCAGGAAACCCCUUUUGCAGACACUGGUAAUGAUGUGGCUCCUGUUAAUGGAACUGACAAAGAUGUCAGUUCUUGUGAUGUGACUUCAGAGCUCAUUCUUUGUCAUGCUGAUGAAGUUAAAGAUAUUUGUACGUUUGAGGCAUUAACCUCUGAUGUGAAUUUGGCAAGUCAAGCCAUUCCUUCAGUAGAUGUAUCCAAAACAAGUCUUACAUCUGAGUUUGUGAUCUAUGCGGAUAUGUCAUCACCAUCAAGUCCUGAAGUAACAACUGCAGCAAUCAAUAACCCUGUAACUACUGGGCCAACAAUCUUGUCAGCUUUCAUUCCAUGCACAAGUAAAGACACAACCGAAAAUGGCCACUGCAGUGCAGAAGUAGAUAUGCUGCAUAGUCCCCCAACAUUGUGUACAACAUUGGCAACAGAUGACAGCAUUGAACCAAAUCAGAAUGCCGAACCAGAAAGUGUGGAAAUAAGUCAAAAGACCAACAUGGAAGUUCAUGGUAUCUUGGACAAAGACAAACAAAGCAGUCCAUUGGAAGCUUCUGAAGAUAAAGUUUGGAAACUAUCGGUCAACAAAAAUAAUGAUGAGUCUAAAGGACAGGAUGGGAAACACAUACAUGCCCUGAGCAAAGAUGAUGGGAAAGAGGAACUGACAUUGGAAAAACACUUAAAUAUGCCAAAUAUAGUCAACAAGAAUCGAGUGUUGGAUUCAAUUCAGCCUACAGCAGUGGAUAUUGGUCAUGUGCAGGCAAGCGGUGUGACCCCACGAACUCAGCAACAGGAGUGUCUUGGAUAUGUUGAUUUUGUAGCUAAGAACCCGUUUUUUAGCCACUCAGAUGAAUUCACUUGUGAUGUAUGGGAAGAGAAUUUUGCAGAUCCUGAUGAUGUUACUGUGAAACCACGACCAUGCAGAAAGGAAAAAGUGGAACUUCAUCAGUCUGAGGCUCCAUUACAGCUUCAUGAAAGUGCUGCUGACAGUGAGACAAAGCAGUCAUCCGAUGCUACUACCACUUCUACUCAAGAUGUGGAUGUGAGUUUGAAGGCAGUCCUAGAGGAAAAAGUGAUUGAAAGCCCAUCUGAAGAAACCAAAGAACAUGCAAGCAGCAGCCAAUCCUGGGGCAUUAUCACAGGAGAUGAGAUCCCUGCAUAUGAAAAUAUUCCAGAAAAUUGUUACGUGUCAGAGAGAAAAAAAUCUAAAGCAGGGAAAGAAGCUCGUCGGAUGAUAUGUGACUGCACAACGUCAAAGUCUGAACGUGCCCGUGGUAUUCCUGCAUGCGGAGACGAUUGCUUGAACCGACUGCUGUUGAUAGAGUGUACCUCAAGAUGUCCAUGUGGUGACUACUGUACUAAUAAAAGGUUUUCAAAGCGUCAAUAUGCAGAUGUUGGUGUGUUUUAUGCUGAAAACAAAGGACAUGGUCUAAAGACGAAAGUAGAUUUGAAAUCACAUGAGUUUGUGAUGGAAUACUGUGGGGAAGUGCUCAACUACACCGAGUUUAAGUCACGUGUAAAGCGAUACAACAAAGAUAACCAACGGCAUUUCUAUUUUAUGGCCCUGCGAGCUGAUGAGAUUAUUGAUGCCACCAUUAAGGGCAACAUGUCUCGAUUCAUCAACCACAGCUGUGAUCCCAACUGUGAAACUCAGAAGUGGACUGUAAAUGGUCAAAUUCGUGUUGGCUUUUUCACGAAGAAGUUUAUUGCUGCUGGAACAGAGUUAACAUUUGACUACCAGUUUGAGCAGUACGGUGAGCAUGCACAGAAGUGUCUGUGUGGUUCGACAAAUUGCCGUGGCUUUAUUGGAAAGCAGAAAAGAACAUCAAAAGCAACGGGCAAGGAUGCAACACCUAAGAGAAAAGAAAAUUUGGAUCGCAGACGCAAGGAGAGCUUUGAAGAUGCUUCUCUGGAUGAUGAGAUUGAGCAGCUUUGUUCUGAGCUUGAUGGAGGAGGCUUGAGGACCAACGAUCAAACAUUAACACUUGCUCGACACAUGGUGCUGGCUGAAACAACACCACUUAGACUACAACUUCUUAAGAUCUUAGAGGACACGACAGAUGAGACAUGCUUGAAACAUUUCCUGACCCAUCAUGGAUUGAAGCUUUUAUGGAGUUGGAUGGUAGACAUCGGUGAUAAACCUGAGCCCGAGUUGAAAAUGGAGAUUCUCCACACCCUCAUGAAGUUACCCAUACCUCACAAGAAUGCAUUAGAGGAUAGCAAGAUCUUCUCCAUGGUUGAAAGGUGGUCAAAAGCUAGACAUGCCUCUAAAGCAGAAACUGAGGUAGAAGAUUCAAGUGCAAGUGAAACUCUCUCUCGUUGUGCUACACCUGUCUCCCUCACAAUUGCCAGUCGCAACACACCCACUGACAUGGUGAAACUAACAGACAGUCUGAAUUCAGAGAGUGACGGUGAUUUGGACAAAGCUCCUUUGAAACAGCCAGUCAUGGUUGAGAUGCCCGAGAAUGCUUCGGCAUUUCCCAUACAGUGUGAGAAGAUUGAAACAGUAGCUUAUGAGAUUGAUCAGAAAACUGAAGUUGAUAGCAGUACUUCUAUUGUUGAGGGAAUGGAUUCAUCACAAAGUGUCCUUAAAUCACCAGUGUGUUCGGAGUCUUCUAGUGUGACACAGUCUGAAAUUGUGAGCCAGUCAGUUGAGUCUGUUAAGAUAAAAGCAACAGUUGAGGUUGAAGCCAUGAAGCACUGUAGUGUUACAACAGAUGAGUCUCAAAUGCCAGCAACCAUGACCUCAGAAACACAAUCAGACUCACUUGUCACCUCAGUAUCUAACCCUGAAUCUGAUACAGUCACCAAUACCAAGAGCUCUUCCCCAGAAGGCAGCAGUGCAUCACAGAUUGUUGGUGACUGUGGAACAUUGACUGAAACAAAAAAUACCUCAUUAGAACCACCAACCGAGCCAACUAAUCUAGAAGAAGGAGAGCUGCCUUGUGAACAGACUGAGCUGAAAUCAGAAGAUAAGGACAAGAGACAAGCCAGCUGCAAGCAGGAUAUUGGAUCUGAUUCUGAUUUAGCUGAUGCUGGAACAAAAGUUGAUAAAACAGCAGGAAUUGCUUCAGUAGCUGGAAAAUUGUUGGAAGCAUGGAGGUCUUUAAAGGAAAUCUACAGGAUACCUAAAAACAGAGAUCGUGAGCGGGAUCGAGAUUACACCGAGAGAGAUCGGGAUAGAGACCGUGAUAGAGGGCAUGAUAGAGACAGGCGAUAUGGCCGGGAUAGGGAGUAUGAUAGAGAUUAUGAUAGAGACAGAGACAGGGACAGAGACAGACAUCGUGAUAGAGAGAGCAGAAGGGCACGUAGUCGGGAACGUGACAGGUACCAUGAUAGGGAUAGAAAGCGAAGCUGGGACAGGAGAGAAGACAGGAAGAGGCGUAGUCGAUCAGCCAGCAAAGACAGAGAAGACAAGCAGCCUGCCCAAACUACAGAGAAAAAGGAUGCAGACACAUCAAAAGGAACACUUCCAAAGCUGAGAAAGCCCUGGAAGAUUGAAGCAGCAACCAAAACUGAAGGAUCACAAGGGAAACAGGCCAAGACUGACAGGCCUGGGCUUUCUAAAGAGGAAAGGAGGCAACGCUUUGCGAAACAGGUGGAGCAAGCAGAUAUGGAGGAAGAAUUGCGCAAACGACAGGAAGAGGAAUUUUUGAGGCAGCAUCCACAUUUUAUAGAUGAAGAUGGACAAAUUCAUUUUGUGGAUGCAAAUGGCUUUCCAAUUGCACCUCCAUUUGAUGGAGAAUCAAAUCAUCCCAUGAUGCAUAUGAUGCACCUUAACCAGGGAGUUCCCAUGGAACAUACUACUGUACCUCCAGAUGGGGUUUUCCCACACCAAAUGAACCAAAAUCAUCCUGGUUAUCAUGACAUGAUUCCACACCCUCAAGAGAUGGUACCAGUAGAUGAGAAUGGAAUGCCCAUACCAGUGCAUGGACAACCAGCAUUUGAGAACUCACAACCUGAUAUGGGACUACCACAGGAUGCACUCAUGCAUCACCCACAUGGAUUGGAGGGGCCACCACACGUUGUACCUGCUGAGGGAAUGCAUGUUAUAGCAGACCAAGACCUUCAGGGUUGGGAGCCUACCCCACCUCAAGGCCAUCACCCUCAGACAGUACUACCACAGUCUCAGUUCAGGGUACCUGCUCCACCAGGCCCCAAUCCAAACCAUAUACCUGUAGUUUCUGGCGUACCUCAUCCUAAUUACACGGUACCUCAGCAACCCCAGUCCCAACUGCAUCAGGUACAGUCAGCAGCACUUCCAGCACAGCCACAUGUUAUUCAGCAACAGGUAGUACAGCCACAGCCUAAGCCCACUGCUCCAGCACAGACAGUGACCUUUGUGACCCCUGAUGGAAUGCUCGUCACACAGACCAUUAUGCCACUUAACACGGAAAGCAAUGUCCAGACAAAUAUCCAUCAGGCACAGCAAAUUCAGCAGCAGUUGAACCAAGGCAUUCCAUCACCACCCUCCAAGCCAAAGACACAGCAGCUGCCCCCUAAUUGGAGAACGGCUAGAGACCAAGAAGGCAAGAUCUACUACUAUCAUGCUAUCACAAGACAAACCCAGUGGGAUAUGCCUAGCUGGGAUGGAAAUGCCCCAGUUCUUGGAGGGCCUGAGACAGAUAUGGACCUUGGCACACCUACCUAUGAUGAGAAAUCCAAGAAGCGGACAACUACAGCUGCUGCAGAUACAUCCAGUGAAUUGGCAAAACGAUGCAAACUGCAGUUCAGAUCUAAAAUGUCUCAUUAUGUGAUAAGCUGCCUCAACACCUAUCGUAAACCAGACUGUAAGGUGGGAAGAAUUACUAGCACAGAGGACUUCAAACACUUAGCACGCAAGUUAACGCAUGGCAUCAUGGACAAGGAGCUGAAACACUGCAAGAAUUUUGAGGACUUGGAAGUCAACUCUAAUGUCAAGCACAAAGCUAAAGAAUACAUCAAGAAAUACAUGAUGCACGUUGGUCCAGUCUACCACAAAGAUGAUUAGGAGUGUAAGAAGUUUGACCAGGUCCAGGCUUAAUACUGCAAAGUAGUUUGACUCCAAAUUUGUAAAUGCCUGAGAUGCAUUUUAACACAUUAAAACUUUCUAAUGAGUUUUCACUCCAAUUGAUGUGGAUUUCUGUUUGCUCUUCAGAUGCACUCAAUUCUUUUGACUGGAAAUAAGUCAUACUUCAAACUGUCAUUAGGAAUUAUAAUAGACAGUAGACCUAUAGCAUGCCUGCCAACUGUUCCAAAUUCGGAGCCGUUCCGAUUUUGCUUUAGACCUAAAAAAAAUUGGAACGUUCUGAUUUCCAUAAAGGGGAAAUAAAAAGUUUUGUCAAAAGAGAGUGUUGCUUUUAAAAAGAGGGUACUGUUUGCUGUGUCAAAUUUGCAGUUGUUACAUAUACAUGUAUGUACAUGUAAAUAACUUCUCUUGCAUAGCUGCUUGUUUCAUUCACCAUGGGUGAGGUAAAAUGAGUAUACCGAGUUCUGACUUCUCCAUGUUGGCAAGUAUGCUAUGUGUAUAGCCAGAAACCGGCCAUGCAUCAACUUGUUGAAUAGUUAUUGAGGAUUGCUAUUACCCCUGCUUUUGCCAGUAGCCAAAUCAUUUCAUAAUUGUCAUGUGAGUAAAUGGCUUCAUAGAGAGCAGGGGGAAAUAUACAUGUAGUCUAAUAGAUGGACUUUGAGAAUGAAGUGCUAGUACCUCUCAACUCGUUUUCCUUUUCAGUGCUGCAGACCAUUGUUUGAUAUGAAGCCAUUGACUGCCAUGAAGAUGUUUUAUAGAUGUUUUGUAUCUGUUUAUAUACUGAAUGGUACUCCACUUUGGCCAACAUUGCAUUUAAAAAUCAAGCACUGAGUAGUGGAUGAAAUUAUGUUGAUUACAGUGGGCAAAUGCCAUUUAUGCAUUAAUGUAAUUGAUGAUUUCAGGAGCAAUGUUGGUACUAUAAAUAUCAACCCUAUCUUUUGCUACUCUCAUCAAAUAGAUCAGUAUUUUCAAGUUCAUCAGAAGCCUGCAGAGCAAGGGUUGCGUCUGAUGUCUUUUGUUCUACUGUGUGUAAUUGUUCAAUGUGGGAUCCUUCCAUACAUGUAGUCUUAUCGCUGUCCCUCGCAUCUCCGCUUUGCGUGCCAUGCAUCCUGUUACUUCCAGUCUUAGCCUUUUGUCAGGAUGUACCUGUUGAUAAAGGGGUACAUACAGGGUUUUUGUUUUAUUUCUGACUGCCAGCCACAUGGACAAGAAUAUUUGGUGCCAUGUUUGCAUUUUAGCAGUAAAAUUGUGUAAAUUGCAGUAGCAGUGUGGAAAAACAUUUGCAUCUUUGUUGUUUUUCAGGGGAGCUAUGUAAAAUGACAUGAUGCUUUGUAAAUAUAAAUAUUUAACACCAGAAGGUUGUCAAAAGCAGUACCACUGGUUUAGACUUUCACAACACUCCAAUUAGUCCGUUGUAUAUCAUUAGGUACCAAUUUGUUUUGACCCCUGCAUUUUUACAGUCUGAGAUCUCUCUGUCAUGGGUGCGAGUGAUCUUACAAGUAUUAGCAUUGAGUGUCUCAUUUUAGUAUGUUCCAAUGAUUAUUAUUGAUGCCAAAAAGGCACAAGCUGUUAAACUGCAUGCUUGAUUUUUUUGGAAUUAGGUGUUAAAAAUUCUGCACAAAACAGACUUUUUUCCCUCUCAUGUAAAACCGCAAGCACGAAGACAAUCCAUCAUCUUCAAAUUAAAUUAUAAGCACUUGUGUAUUGCGUCCCGGCAUAGUAAUGUGGAAUUAAUUGGAUAACUUUGUUUACGCGUGGCCGUGUGACAGGAAUUACCUGAUACUUCAUUUUCAGAAGUUACGGGCAUUUCAUCAUGAAACUACAUAAUUUAUAUAGAGUAUGCUUCAUUGUGUAUUACUCACGUUACUCAUAGUACCCCGCUGCCUCGUUUCAAACUAGUGACAGCUUUUUCCAUCAUUGCAAAUACAUAUUGAGGUACCUUCCAAUAUGCAUUCAGCGUUGUGGGAAAAAAUCAAGCAUGUCACCAUACAAUCUUAGAAAACCAUUUCUUAGUUUUUUUUUUCAUUAUUAUUACGUUUAUCAGUGAAUGCCCUCAUAUUUCGGAUGUGGAGAUAGCGAUAUACUUUGUGAAGAUAGUUGGGUCCUGGUUCAAUUCUGUAAAAUAAAUGAACCUUUCCCAGACACUCAAGUGCUCUUGUAGUGUAUGCUAAGUUAUGAGUAGAUAAGUCGAGUUGCUCGAGUAGUGUGCCCACAUCCUCACGUGAAUUGCAUAUUUUAUUUAUCGUCUCGUGAAGUUGUCUUAUAUUAGCUCAGUACUACACAUGCCUAUUAAAUCCUUUUUGGUUUUGUCAGACGAAAUGCUACCUUGGGCCAACCUAGUAAUUGAGAAGUUUUUAUACCACGUUAAGUUUUAACAUAUACAAACUCCGAGAAAACGGACAGUUGUCCCAUGUCCGUACCCGCCAUGGUUGGCCAAUUUACUUUCACAAUUUUAUCACCCAGAGCAUAAUCCCUCAGAGGAAGUGUCAGUGUUGUGAGAAGUCAUUCCAUUCACGUCAAUUUCUGCGCACUGGUCAAAUGACCAUUUUGUCCAUAAUGCUACUAGACAAUUCUACUAGAAUCCAGCUGGCUGUGUGGUACGAUGUCAUGUCAUUUGUUUGCAUCUUUUGUAGAAUUUAGCAAAUUAGAUCUGAUGUGUAUAUAUGUAAAUCUGUAUCUUUCAUCGAAUUAUCGUCAGACUUGUUCUUUUACUUUAUCUUUUGAUUUUGAAAUUAGUUCUCUUUUUUACUAGUGGUUUCACGGAGGUUUAUUAUUUCCUAAAUAGAAUCUGUGUAUUGCCUAUAUUUCUACAAUUAAUUUGGGCAUAAUACAUGUACAUGUUAAUAAAGUCGCUUGCGACACGAUUUGUAUUGUAUCUAUAAAA
Acanthaster planci (crown-of-thorns starfish) is the source of this 10934-nucleotide messenger RNA. RefSeq lists its product as uncharacterized. The record is from RefSeq and is a predicted model, not a curated record. Gene Ontology annotation, molecular function: histone H3K36 methyltransferase activity; protein binding. Gene Ontology annotation, cellular component: chromosome; nucleus. Gene Ontology annotation, biological process: regulation of DNA-templated transcription. Lineage: Eukaryota; Metazoa; Echinodermata; Asteroidea; Valvatida; Acanthasteridae.